UAUACAGCGUGUAUGAAUGAACUUCUGUUCGCAUUUAUCUCCACCGACUUAACACCGUUCAAACGCUUCAAAAUAGAACGGAAGCUAUUAAAACGACCCGAGUCCACAAAAAGCCAGCAGCGAGUCCAGCUCCGGCAAACCGUCUUAAACGAGGAGUCUAAUAAUAAGGGCAAAAUUAUACUCAGAAGCUAGUUCCGGCCGCCAUACAAAAUGACUCACAAGAGGGCUUCUGUCAAGCGCCCACCAACUCCUGUUGCAGACCAAGUUCAUGCUCAUUCAAGCCAACAGCUCACCCUUCAGGAAAUCAUCAAUAUUAAAUUGAUUGAGAGUGGAGAGAAAGAGAGGCUAAAGGAGCUUUUGAGGGAAAGGCUCAUAGAGUGUGGUUGGAGAGAUGAGAUGAAAGCUCUCUGCAGGGCAUUCACAAGGAGGAAAGGAAGGAAUAAUGUUACAGUAGAUGACCUUGUACAUGUCAUUACUCCGAAGGGCAGAGCCUCUGUUCCUGAUUCAGUGAAGGCAGAGUUACUUCAAAGUAUAAGAUCUUUCCUAGCAUCGGCUAUUUAACAUUUUGAACCUAAUCUCCCAGUCUCCUUGUGGAGUCACAUUCUGGUUUCUAGUCCUUUAGUUUGGUUAAUGAAGCUUAUCAAAGCACAUGCUUUCAACGGGACAAGAUUAACAUCUCACUUUUAUCAACCGAUGGCUGAGGCGAUUGUUCUACAAGAAUCAGUAUUACAAGAGCCCUUGUGAGUAGUUUUUGUUAGUGUUGUGAGUUGAGUGUUAUCAGCAACCCAUUGGACUUAUAUGGAAUGGGUGCGUUGCUGCAUUCCAUUGUUAAUAUUUGGUGCCUUUUUAAUUCUGAUUACGCAUCACUAACUGUUUUUAGCUAUUAUGUUUAAAGCUGGUUCUAUUUAAGAUUGUGGUUAUAUGAAUUUAAUUAAUUUGUUUUGAGCACUCCUAAGUGAGUUUGAUCU
Manihot esculenta (cassava) is the source of this 968-nucleotide messenger RNA. RefSeq names its product transcription and mRNA export factor ENY2. Lineage: Eukaryota; Viridiplantae; Streptophyta; Magnoliopsida; Malpighiales; Euphorbiaceae. The transcript is spliced from 5 exons. Gene Ontology annotation, cellular component: nuclear pore; SAGA complex; DUBm complex. Gene Ontology annotation, biological process: regulation of transcription by RNA polymerase II; positive regulation of DNA-templated transcription; poly(A)+ mRNA export from nucleus. The record is from RefSeq and is a predicted model, not a curated record. Gene Ontology annotation, molecular function: transcription coactivator activity; chromatin binding. The coding region runs from base 211 to 561 and encodes 116 amino acids.